This is a messenger RNA of Bactrocera tryoni, 447 nucleotides long. RefSeq names its product histone H1-like. Bases 65 to 436 code for a protein of 123 amino acids. The transcript has 2 exons. The record is from RefSeq and is a predicted model, not a curated record. NCBI's taxonomy places the organism in Eukaryota, Metazoa, Arthropoda, Insecta, Diptera, Tephritidae.
GGGACUUUCCCCGCGCUUUGACAAAGACAAAAAAUUUUCCUUUCCAUUCCUUAUUUUCGUAGUAAUGGCAAAUAUAAAGAUAUCCCUGCAAUUGGCACCCAAUAAACCUGCCAGGAAAUCCGCUAAACCUGCUGCAGCUUGGAGGGCCGCCACAGCCAAGAAACGCGCUACCGCAGCUGGGCGUGUGAAGAAGCGAGUCGCAAAGAAGCCUGCCGCUGCCAAAAAGGUUGCCACCAAGGCUAAGCCAAAGGCUAAGGUUGCCACCAAGACUAAGCCAAAGGCUACGGUGUCUACCAAAGCUAAGCCAAAGGCUCAGGUUGCCAAGAGGGCUGCGGCUUCCGCCAAAAACAGUGCCACGUUUAGCUCAACGUCUUUUAAAGCCAUGAUUUUAUGUAAACAUAAUAAGCUUUCAUUGAAGAAUACAACAAAAAGAUAAGUUUAACGGCA